CAUUCAUCUGCAAGAGCUGCAUCCGCAACCCGCUGGCCCCCCUGCCUCUCCUGUCCGGUCCAGCAACAGUCCACCCGAGCCCAGCAGUCCGCCAUGGGUAUUCCCGCUCUCUUCCGAUGGCUCUCGACCAAGUAUCCCAAAAUCUCCACUGCUGUGGUUGAGGAGCAAGCCAAGGAGAUCGACGGACAGGCCGUGCCUGUCGACAUCACCAAACCGAAUCCCAACGGCGUCGAGUUCGACAAUCUCUAUCUCGACAUGAAUGGCAUCAUCCACCCGUGCUGUCACCCCGAGGACAAGCCAGCACCCAAGACCGAGGAGGAAAUGUAUGUCGAGAUCUUCAAGUACAUUGAUCGGAUCGUCGCCAUGAUCCGGCCCCGCAAGAUCCUCUACAUGGCCAUUGACGGUGUUGCUCCUCGAGCCAAGAUGAACCAGCAGCGAUCCCGCCGCUUCCGCGCAUCGCUCGAAGCCAUGCAGGCACAGGAAGAGGAGAGCAAGCUCAGAAAGGAGUGGGAAAUUUCCCACAACGAAGCCCUGCCCGAGAAACCUGAAUCUGAGCACUUCGACUCCAACUGCAUUACCCCCGGCACGCCGUUCAUGAGCAACCUGGCAAUCAUGCUGCGGUACUAUGUUACCGAUAGGCUGAACAAUGAUCCUGGUUGGAAGAACCUGAAAGUCAUACUUUCUGACGCUAGUGUUCCAGGUGAAGGCGAACACAAGAUUAUGGACUAUAUUCGUCGACAACGAAGCACCCCCGAGCACGACCCCAACACCCGACAUGUGCUCUAUGGACUUGAUGCCGAUCUGAUCAUGCUGGCUCUCGCGACGCACGAGCCACACUUCAAGAUCCUGCGUGAGGACGUCUUUUUCAAACAGGGUGGACGUGGGUGCUUCAUCUGCGGUCAAGAGGGACACAUGGCUGCAGAUUGCACUGGCAAACCCAAGGAAAAGAACGGCGAGCACGACGAGAAGGGAGCGCCGAUUCCGCUCAAGCCGUUUGUGUUUCUCCAUGUACACAUUCUUCGCGAGUAUCUCGAGGUCGAGCUCAAAUGCACCGAUUUGCCCUUCCACUGGGACCUGGAGCGCGCCAUCGAUGACUGGGUAUUUUUGUGUUUCUUUGUCGGAAACGAUUUCCUCCCGCAUCUGCCAUCGCUCGAAAUCCGCGAAGGUGCCAUCGACAAGCUCAUCGACAUCUGGAAAAAGAACCUUCCGGUUUCGGGCGGCUAUCUCACCGAUCAUGGCGACAUUGACCUGUCCCGUGCAGAAAUGUUGCUGACCAGCCUGGGAGAAAUGGAGGAUGAAAUCUUCCGGAAGCGCAAAGAGGACGAGGAGCGACGGAAAGAGGCCAAAAUCCGCCGUGACAAGGAACAGGAGGAGCAGCGGCAGCGGCAAAAGAGGGCGCGCAUGGCUGCUUCGGUCCCGGCCGUGGUCGAGGCUAUGCAAGACAUUGCCUCGUACCCCGUCAACAUGUCGCAAGCCGAUCGUGGGCGACUCAACAAGGAACAAGUUGAAAAGAAGCGAGCUGUCGUGCGCGAUCUCCAAGAGAAACGCGAUCAGGGCCAGCAGCUCGAGGCCAAUAGAAAGGCUGCCGAGCUGCUGAAAGCCUCGCUGAUGGAGACUGUGGAUGACCGAGCACCAGCUCAGCCCGAUUCUGGGGAUGCCGAGCCCGUCGAAGCGUCAGACAUUGCGUCCGAAGCAAACACAGGGCCCGACAUGAACACCGACCUGAACACCGACCUGAACACCGAUAAGGACGCUACCCAGCAGAGUGCGUUUGCUGUCUCCCGAGGAUUGAAGCGGGGCGCCGAAGACGGCCCCGGAACAACAGACGGUGCAGAGCCCGAGGUCAAUGGAGCUGAGAGCGAAGCCGACGACGACGAUGAUGAUGACACCACCGCCGAAGUCAACGUUGUUCCUUUGGUCACAAAGAAGCCCAAAGCCGAGCCGGUGUCUGAAGACCCGCCGGACAACAUUCGUCUGUGGGAGAGCGGCUGGAAAGAGCGAUAUUACCAGAACAAAUUCGGCGUCGAUCUGUCGGACCAAGCUUUCCGUGAGGGGAUCGCCAAGUCGUAUGUCGAAGGGUUUUGCUGGGUGCUCAAGUACUAUUACCAAGGCUGCUCGUCGUGGGAGUGGUAUUACCCGUACCACUAUUCGCCCUUUGCAUCGGACUUCUUCGGUAUCGGCAAGCUCAAGAUUGAGUUCAAGCUCGGUGCACCCUUCAAUCCAGUCGAGCAACUUAUGGGUGUGCUUCCGGCCGCCAGUCGAGCGCAUAUUCCCAAGGCGUUCCAUUCGCUUAUGACUGAGGAAGACAGCCCCAUUAUCGACUUUUAUCCGACAAGAUUCCCCAUCGAUCUGAACGGCAAGAAAUUCGCCUGGCAAGGCGUGGCACUGCUGCCGUUUAUUGACCAGGAUCGCCUGCUCGCCGCCAUGAAGACGCGAUAUCACUUGCUCACCAUGGAUGAGGUUGAACGCAACACGCGUGGCAAAGAGCUCCUAUUUCUAGGCGAGAGCCACCCCGCCUUUGAAUCCCUCUACAUCCUGUACGGGAAGAAGGUCGUCAAGGAGCCCGUUGCCCUCGAUUCGCACGUUGCCAACAUGACUGGCUGCAUCCUUCCGGAUGCAUCCGUGGUUCUGCCUGGCUCAACGUUCGAAAGCCCACUCAGUGAGUUGGGCCUCCCUGACGUCAAAGAUGUUCAUUCAAUCAGUGUUGUUUAUGAGAUGCCCAAGGUUGACAAGAAGUUCGAAGCAAAACUGCUACCCAACGUCCUGUUUCCUCCCCGCGAGCUGAAUGCCGACGACUACUGGUGGAUCACCACCGGCGUCAAGCGAGGCGGCAGAGGCGGCGGUCGUGGUGGUCGUGGUGGUCGUGGUGGCGGUCGUGGAGGAGGCUACGGAAGCCACACAACAGACGGCCUGGCUCGGCAUGACAACGGAUAUCGAUCAACUUCAGGAUUUUCGUCGUACACCCACCACUCAGGCGGGUCACAAGGCUAUCGUGGCAGCGGCCGUGGUGGAUACCACGGCCCAGGUGGAUAUUCCGGCAACAGCUAUUCCGGUGGAUCUCACCAUCAGUCGGCGUAUGGCCAGCCGCAGCAUCGCAGCUCAGGCUACGACCAGCGAGGAUAUCAGGGCAGCUAUCGACAAGAUUACGACGGCGGCCGGUCAGGAUCGAGCUAUCCGCGUGAUUCGCAUCAUCCGACCGCCCCGUCACACUACUCGCAUUCGUCCGGCGGCGGUUACCAUCAAAGCAGCAGCAACUAUGGCCAUUAUGCGGGCAGUCAGAGUUACGCCUCGAGUCUCGACCGCAGUACCUCGCGACACGGAUCUAAUGCUGGGUACAGACCCUCGAGCGGAGGAAGCGGAUACCCCAACAGCGGCUAUUCCAGCAACUACUCGAGCAGCUACGCCAGCAGUGGAUAUGCCGGUAACGCAGACACAUCGCGAAACGGCUAUGGCACCGACUCGAGCUACGGCCAGCCCUACCGAACCAGUAAUCCACCAUCGACGAUCCAUCAGCGACCGCCGCACCAACCCGGCCUGACCCACGCACAACAAGCGGCCCCUCGCCCUGGACCGCCAAUGAAUCUGGGAUGGAGUCGCAAUGUCUCUCGCGGGGCCUCAAGUCGUGGACGCGGGUCAUCACACCAGUCAUCAUCGACCUUCAAGCCGUACUAGGGCUCUGUUGAGCGAUCGGCUUUGCUGUAUAAUUAGGAAGACUCGGUGCGUGGGCAUGAUUUGAAAAGCCCCUGUCCCGUGCUUGAGUAUUCGUUAGCACUGUUCACUCCGCUGUACGUGAUGCGAGGGUGCGCAAGAUGAGACGGAAAGCCCUAUAUUUAUGGCCAGAAACUGUUUUCU
Polychytrium aggregatum is the source of this 3852-nucleotide messenger RNA. RefSeq names its product XRN 5'-3' exonuclease N-terminus-domain-containing protein. The transcript is spliced from 10 exons. Gene Ontology annotation, cellular component: nucleus. Gene Ontology annotation, molecular function: zinc ion binding; RNA binding; 5'-3' RNA exonuclease activity. The record is from RefSeq and is a predicted model, not a curated record. Gene Ontology annotation, biological process: nuclear-transcribed mRNA catabolic process. The coding region runs from base 94 to 3672 and encodes 1192 amino acids. Lineage: Eukaryota; Fungi; Chytridiomycota; Chytridiomycetes; Polychytriales.